Messenger RNA from Plasmopara halstedii, 1113 nucleotides. RefSeq lists its product as uncharacterized. The transcript has a single exon. Bases 1 to 1113 code for a protein of 370 amino acids. The record is from RefSeq and is a predicted model, not a curated record. Lineage: Eukaryota; Oomycota; Peronosporomycetes; Peronosporales; Peronosporaceae.
AUGCGCGUAAGUACAACCGUCUUGAUAGCGACCGUGAGUCUCUAUUCUCGUCAACAUCAUAUAAGUGCGACGGAUGACGCUCGCAAUUUAGUGAGUUUUAACGAAGAGCGUGGCGCUAAUGUAUCGAGUCCUUCGACAUUAGAUGUCGAUACUUCUGCAGCUUCUGGUAGUCAAGGUUCGCCAUCUCUAUCAUCAUCAGAUGUCACGCAAAAGGAUAAAGACGCGCUAGUUCGAGAAAAGAAUCGCAUUUUGGAUGAAGCUCUUGGUGGUUCUGCUGGUAGUGACAAUAAAUCGAAAAUGGAUGCUUUGUUACGUUUAGAUGAGGAUGAGCUCGAUAAAAUGUUGGCCUCAUUUUCCACACUGGACCAGGCGAACAAAGGGAAUACAUCAAGUGCACCAGUCACGACGAAAGUGGAUUCAAAGGCAGUAGAUUUGCCAAAAGAUGGUAGUGGGAAAGACUCGUCGAAUGUGUCAGCUUGGCUUGCCAAGUACGGCGAUACUGAUGCCACUGACUCAAGUGGUAGUAGCCUCUCAAAUACACUGCAGUCAGCAAAGACUCCAAGUUUGCUCACCAGUGGAAGUGAUUCUGAUGGUUCUUCGAUGCCGAGUAAAGUCAAAGCAGGUGAUACAUCGAAUGUAUCAGCGUGGCUUGCAAAGUACGGUGGAAGUGAUUUAAGUGAUUCGGAUUCCUCCUCGAGUAAAAGCACAGGGGAGGGUAAGUCUAAUGUGUCAUCUUGGCUUGCAAAAUACGGUGGCAGUGAUGCAAGUGAUUCUGGUAAAAGUGACAGCUCGAAGACUUCACCAGAUCCCAAGCCUCCAGGAUCAGACACAUCUUAUAUGGAUGGUCUAUUAGCAUUAAGUGACAAAGAUCUGAAGCCUCCCAGUAUUGACAAUGUACUUAAAGGCACUGGAGCGAGCGCACCAGCCCCACCACCUGCUGAUGGCAGUGAUAAAGAAGAGCCUCCAGCUUCUACUCCUGCUCCAACGCCUGCUCCAACACAGAAAAAAUGUGAUUCGGGCUGGUUUGCCCAUACAAAAUCAUGGUUUAAGAAAAAAAUCUUUGGAAGUGACGAAUGUGCUCUUGACCGCAGACUUCGAACAUUUGAGGAAUAA